Molecule: messenger RNA, 2051 nt
Organism: Haliotis rubra (blacklip abalone)
Lineage: Eukaryota; Metazoa; Mollusca; Gastropoda; Lepetellida; Haliotidae
Product: tripartite motif-containing protein 45-like
Exons: 1
Coding region: 13-1737 (574 amino acids)
Molecular function (GO): zinc ion binding
Source: RefSeq, a predicted model, not a curated record
GCGAGAGGCGCAAUGGCGUCUGCCAAUCCACACAAGGAACGUUGUAAUAGUAGUCGAACGUGUAGCGUCUGUAUCGAACCGUUCAAGGACCCAAAACUGCUACCGUGUUUCCAUACAUUUUGUCAGCGUUGUUUAGAAGAAUUUACAUCGAGAACAGCCAGAAAUGGUGAGUUUUGUUGCCCCGUGUGUCGCUUCAAAGUCACACUUCCGGAAUCAGGAGUAAGAGGGUUUCAAACUAAUUUUUACAUCGAAGCUGAUGAGCUAAAAAAGGCAAGCGAAGAUGCAUUCUGUGAGGUCUGUUCCAAGACUGCAGUCAACAGGUGUAACCAGUGUGAGCAGAUAUUAUGUGAUACUUGUACAAGCGUUCACAACUCAUUGAGUAUGACUCGAAAGCACUCUCUCAUUCGUCUAAAUAAGACCUCCAAAGACUACCCGGCGAUUUCUAAGCCUGAAUUCUGUACUAAGCACAAAGGGGAACGUUUCCGAUUUCACUGUACGACAUGCGAGCGGGCUGUUUGUCGUGACUGUAAACUAACAGCACACGAGGGUCACAGAACUGUGGAUUUGGAAGAUGUGAUUAAACAGGGUCGCAAUGACCUGGCGAAAGUGAAAGUAGAACUCGAUGCGCGUAUGACUGCGUUUGAGCGAAAGCUUCAGAAAACCGCAGAUAGUAAAUUGAAAUGUUCUAUAACAGCAGGCGCGAUAGCACAAAAAAUCAAUUCCGCAGCUGACCAGAUGAUUGAAAAGAUAAACUCUCUCCGCAAAGAAAAGUUGAAAGAAAUUAAAGGAAUAAAAACAACAGAGCUUUCAUAUUUAGAUAGAAUUGAAACGACUACUACACAAGACAAGCUGUUUCUUGCAAGCCAUAUUGAACAUGUAUCCAGACUGUUGGAGGAAGGCUGUGGUGCAGAUAUCUUGAAUACACUUCCGGAAAUGCGACGAAGGUUAAAAGACAUGAAAUACAGCAUUGACGGAACUGAUGUUGAAAAACUUAAGAAUCCUAUGCUAUUAACUGUGUCCAGAAGUAAGAGAAUCAUGAAAAGCUCAGAAAUCCUCCAGAUUUUAAUGGCAGUUCCUGAAGCCGAAAUAGUAUCACCUAAUUUCGAAUUUCAAUGUCCUACUGCAAAGGGAACCAUCGACUUCAUAAGUCCGACUGGUCAGAAUCAGGCAUGGGUCGCCAUUCGCGGCACCACAGGUGGAUGUUCACUGAUCCUGUUUGAUGAAAGGGGUGGGGCAGUAAAGAAGUUUGAACUACACCUAGACCGUUAUGAAGCUGUUCGCGGAAAGGGGAUCCAAAGUAUGAUGCACGUUCCUAUAUCUGACGAAAAUGUUAAAUCCGAGGAAAUCACAGCACUCAUGGAAGAUAUCAAACUGAAACAGAGCUCGCGGAAGGACGUGAAGAAUGGUAAAACAUGUGAAGUCUUCGCAAUCCCAGGAACUGUCAAAGUGUCAACCUCAACAGGGACUGAAUUCGAGUUGUCCCCAGUUCCUCUGGCAAGCGCAAGAUCCGUAUUUUCUCCCGUGGAUGUGUGUUGGGGUCCUGAAGGCGCCAUUGCUAUUGCCGACAAGGGAAGCAACUCUGUUUUGAUGUUUCGAGACAAAGAAUCCAAACUUAAAUCUUACAGAAUGUCGCAAGACAGGAAUUUUAGCCCAUGUGCUGUGGCCUUGGGAGCUGAUAAUAAGCUGUGGGUUGGGACCGUGUCGGGGAGAGUGCUUAUUACUGGCGGACUUGCUUGAAGGUUAGGAAGCUACAAAGACGUUGUUGUCUUAACUACUAACUCCAUAAUAAGCAAGGUUACAUGCAGUUUUGUGAACCCUGACUUUCUCUGUAAGACCUGUGCGUGAAUCGUGAAGAAAGCUGGGUAGUUAUCCUAUAUGUGGACAAUUUGUAAGACCCAUUCUUCUAAUACACUAUCAUAGUCUAAGAAGUGUUUCCCAAAUCAUUUAAUAUAAGUAAAAUAGAAAUUGGUUAUUAAGAAAGAAUGUCUGUUCAUGCAAAUUGUGGAAACUAGCUAGUAUUAAAGGGCCACUGAUCCAGAGCAAUUUCCGUG